UCUCCUACAGGAACAACACCGUUGAUAUUCAAUCGCCGCCGUGCAGAGCUCUGUUGCACUGCCGUCUUAAGGCCUUGUACAAUGCUAGAUGCUUAGAAAAAUAAAUCGGUUUUUUCUGAAGCAUUAGUGCCUAUUUUUAAAAGAGAGACGCCUAAUUAAACGUCUACCCUGUACAAAUAAGCACCGGUGUUUAAGAAAAGCCUGAUUUAUUUCUCUAAGCACCUUCCUAAGAACAUUGCAUUGUACAAGGCCUAACCCACACUACCAUCGGAUCCAGGGCGUCCUGCCGUCGCCGACCACGUCGAACCUCCCUUGUGCCUCGCCGCGCACGGGGAGGGAGUGGCCGCUGGCGUCCACCACCGGACCGGUGGGAGAUUAAGGUCACGGAGGACCUGAUUACUUUUCUAGGGGUCAUUUUGCAAAACAAAAUUGUAUUGGGGUGUAAUUGGCUUUUUUCUUACCAUGUCACCCUGUCCAGGGGACCCACCUGUCAUAAUCGUGUUCAAAACGACCUAAGCUGCCGACUAGUGUUUCUUGCAAAAACUUAGAUGCAAAAUUAGUCGUUUUUAGCACAAACCCAUAGAAGUGUGUCUCCUGCAAACCUGGACUUCAAUGUUGAUGGCUUUUGCAAUUCAGUCGACCAAGGUUGGAUCUUUUACAUUGUGGUGUGGAGAUUGCUGCUGUUAUCUUUGGCGGAUGUUUUUACAAUUUUGCCAGGCGGCUGCGCACUUUUGCCUCCGUGCUCUGGCCCCACAAAGACUCGAGCGACACGAAACCAAUCAUACAAGGGGAGGCGAGCGCCGGGGAGACGCCGGAGCAAAACGAAGCCGGCGGCCAUGGAGACUCAGACUUCGGAGGCUGAGAAGGAGAUGAGGGAGUGGUGCGUCGCCCUCCCCAAGGUGGAGCUCCACGCCCACCUCAACGGCUCCGUCCGCAACUCCACCCUCCUAGAACUAGCAAAAGAACUAGGUGACAAAGGAGUCAUUGUCCUUGAAGAUGUUAAGGAUGUGAUCAUGAAGAAUGACAGAUGUCUCCCAGAGUGUGUUAGGCUCUUUGAUUUGUUUCAUAUACUUACAACUGACCAUGAUACAGUAGCAAGAAUCGCCAAGGAGGUUGUGGGAGAUUUUGCUGCUGAGAAUGUUGUGUAUUUAGAAAUAAGGACGCCGCCUAAGAAUAAUGAAGCCAAGGGGAUAACAAAGCGAUCCUACAUGAAUGCUGUUGUAAAAGGUCAUAAGUCUGUUGAAGACGUUGAUGUUCUUCUAAACAAUGAAAAAUUAAGUUGUACACCAAUGAGUGAUUUGGGUGGCGACACAAAGAGAAAGAAGAUAUAUGUUAGGCUCCUUCUGAGUAUUGACCGUCAUGAGACAACUUCUGCUGCAUUGGAUACUGUUAAUUUAGCCAUGGAAAUGAAGGACCAGGGUGUAAUUGGCAUUGAUCUCUCUGGCAAUCCAGUUGUAGGGGAAUGGGAGACAUACCUGCCUGCUCUAGAACAUGCUAAAGAGCUGGGAAUCCCCACCACAAUUCACUGUGGUGAGGUACCAAACAGGAAGGAGAUCCAAGCAAUGCUGGACUUCUGCCCUCAAAGGCUGGGUCAUGUCUGCUGCCUCGACGACGAAGAGUGGAAGAAGCUCAAGUCAUCAGUGAUCCCGGUGGAGAUAUGUUUAACCUCCAAUGUUAUGACCGGAGGCACCCCUUCUCUUGAGCGUCAUCACUUUGCUGACCUCUACAACGCGAAACACCCUCUGUCGAUAUGCACCGACGAUUGUGGCCUCUUUUCAACGAGCCUCUCAAAUGAGUAUUACCUCGCCGCGUCUACCUUUGGUCUUAGCAAGACCGAGCUAUUUCGUCUAGCCCAGGGAGCUGUGGAGUUUAUGUUCGCUGACGACGAGGUGAAGAAGUCACUGAGGGCGGUGUUUGAGCGUGCGGCGGCGGAGAGGCUCACGAGUUAGGCCCCGUCGGCACCCUUGCUCUCCAGUGUAUUGGCAUGUGACUAUGUGUUUCCCGAGUAGAUCAGGAGGAGAUGGAUAGAAUAGAAAUCUCAUGUACCAUGUUAAAAAAAAACUCAUGUACGGUGUGUGCUCCUGCCGGAUCAAAUGACGCACCGUGUUUUUUUUUUUGAAGAACUGACAGGAGCGCUGCCUUUUCAUUUAGUAGAGGGAAAUAUGUACAGUGACACACCGUGAUUCAGUUAUUUGGACGAGACGGCGGUUCAGUA
Triticum urartu is the source of this 2215-nucleotide messenger RNA. Its product is annotated as N6-mAMP deaminase. NCBI's taxonomy places the organism in Eukaryota, Viridiplantae, Streptophyta, Magnoliopsida, Poales, Poaceae. Gene Ontology annotation, biological process: inosine biosynthetic process; adenosine catabolic process. The record is from RefSeq and is a predicted model, not a curated record. Gene Ontology annotation, molecular function: adenosine deaminase activity.